Molecule: messenger RNA, 1635 nt
Organism: Eimeria mitis
Lineage: Eukaryota; Apicomplexa; Conoidasida; Eucoccidiorida; Eimeriidae
Exons: 3
Coding region: 1-1635 (544 amino acids)
Source: RefSeq, a predicted model, not a curated record
AUGAGCAGGAGAUACAACAGGGGAGGCCUCUCUGAGGCCUCUGGGGGCACCUGGGAAGAGGAGAGGCCCCGCGGACGCGAUGUAGCAUUGAGGGACGGCGCGAGACGCACGGUGUUGGUGAUGGGCCCUGGGGCCCGCAGGGGGGCCCACAUGGGCUCGCCGGGGGCGGUAGAGACAUCCCCAGGAUUUCAGGAGAGGCCUCAUGGGAACUCCCCGGUGUUGACGGCCCGGCAGGGCCCCCCCCCUCCCACCGAUUCGGGGGCCCCUGGGGCCUCCGGGGGCCCUGGGGGCCCUGGGAGCACGAGAAAGCUUCCUUUCAUGGCACUUAGCGACAUCAUACGGCAGCAAAACAUCAAAGGAAAACUGCAUGGGCAGCAGCAGCACCAGCUGCAGCAGCAAGAACGUUCUCCCUCACCAACGAGAUCGCAGCAGCAGCAGCAGCGGCAAGACCAGCCGCAGCAGCAGCAACAGCAGCAUGGAUCUGCCCGCAAUGCACUUUUUGGGUCUGAAAGGGCUAACGCUCAUGGAAGGGGUUCAUCGGGGGGCCAGGGGCCCCCCCUUGGUGAGCACCGCCGGGUGCGGGACCUGAGUGGGGGCCCCUCUGCAGCAUCAGAGUCCGGCGGCCGCUCGAGGGGCCCCCGUAGCGCAGGGGAGGGGGCCACCCACGACACCCCUCGUACCCUGCAUUUGAGGGAGAGGCCCUCUUGCUCUCCACCGGCAUUCAGGGGCCCCUCUGUAGACCGUAGUAGCGACAGAGAAAGCAGGCGGCCCAGGGGGGGCACGCGGGCAGCGGAGAGUGGCGCGAGGGAGAGAGGGGAGGGGGCCGGUCCCGCGGGCGGCAGUCUCCUGAGGAGGAGGCUGGGGGCCCCGAGGGGCCCCAUGGGUGGGAUCGAUGGGCGUCAAGGAAGAGGGGUACUUCUCCUGGUGCAGAGACGAAGGGAACAACGCAUGCAAGGCAGCAGCACCACAGCCACAGGUCACCUCCCCCAGGGCGCCAUCGCAGGGGCCCCUGGGGGGGCCGGCCUUCUGAAGAGAGGGGCCCCUCAGGCUUCUCCCCACGAAGCCGUAAUGCAAGAGAGGGGGCCUCCCGGCACUCUGGGGGGCAACAUGGCGAGGGGGCCCACGGGGGGGCCCACGGGGGGGCCCCCGAGAGCCGCAGCCGGCACAGACACCGCAGCAGCAGCCAAGACUCUGCGGGGGAGUGGGGACAAGGCAGAGGGAGAAACCCGCAACAUAGAGAAACGCACUACAGCCCCCAUAAACAAACCAGGAGAGAUUGGGGCCCCAGGGGAGGAGGCAGGGCCUCGUAUGAGAGAAAGCCCCGCAGCAGCCGCGGCAGCGAACGCUCUGCAUCUCCAGUGUAUGAGGAACAACGCAGUAGAGGGCAUCAAGGGAGCAGGGGGGCCCCUCAGCGGGCCCCAUCAAGAGAACGUGGAGGGGCCCCAAGAGGACCCUCAGGUGCCCCUAGGGAACCCCACAGGCGCCCAGCAGCAGGAGCGUCUGCCAGCCCCCCAAGGGAGUGGUCGGGUAGGGCCCGAGGGGGCCCCGAGCCGGGGGCCCAUCACUCGCGUAGCCGUAGCAGGAGCCGCAGCAGCAGCAGACAGGCGCGCAUGCAUCAGCGACGACCUAGAGUAA